Messenger RNA from Lasiodiplodia theobromae, 1092 nucleotides. Its product is annotated as Flavonol synthase. The record is from RefSeq and is a predicted model, not a curated record. Gene Ontology annotation, molecular function: dioxygenase activity. The transcript is spliced from 3 exons. NCBI's taxonomy places the organism in Eukaryota, Fungi, Ascomycota, Dothideomycetes, Botryosphaeriales, Botryosphaeriaceae. The coding region runs from base 1 to 1092 and encodes 363 amino acids.
AUGGCUACAGAAGUCGAAACAGUAACGGAGCUGCCCCGGUACAUUCAGGUGGCAGAGACGAAGUAUGAGUUGGAUUGGGCGGACCUUGCGACGCUUGAUCUGUCACAAUUCGAUGCUCCCGGAGGCAAGCAAAGAUUGGCUGAUCAGCUCUUCAAUGCCAUCCAGAAUGUUGGCUUCUUCUACAUCAUCAACUUCGGGUUGACGCAGGAAGAGGUGGAUCGGCAAUUCGCGAUUGGGAAAGAGCUCUUCCAGCUGCCCAUGGAAGAGAAGUUGAAGUACCGAGCCAACAUAGAGGAGGGAGGGUACAACGGCUACAAGCCGCUGGGACUGAGAGAGAUUCGGCCGGGCAAGUUCGACAACACGGAAAUUUAUAACAUUCCAAAGUUCAUUCCGGCAUACGAGCAGGACCACCCGGCAAUCGUCAAGCAGCACAAGCCGGAGAUCGAGCGGUUUGCGCGGCACAUUUUCGAUGAGAUUGUGCAGAAGCUACUUGUGCUUCUUGCCAUCGUGCUGGAGCUCCCGGAGAAUUACUUCCUGGAACGGCAUAGGUACGAGGACAAGAGCGAAUGCCACCUCAGAUACAUGAAGUAUCAUAAGCGCAGCGCGCAAGAGAACACGGAGCUGGAGAACGUGUGGGUCAAGGGCCACACGGACUUUGGUAGUCUGACGCUGCUGUUCCGGCAGCCGGUGGCAUCGCUCCAGGUGCGCACGCCACAGGGGGAGUGGAAGUACGUCAAGCCGCAUCCGGCGAGCAUCACGGUCAACCUGGCGGAUUACCUGGACUUCAUCACGAACGGGUUCCUUAAGAGCAGCAUUCACCGGGUGGUUGCGCCGCCGCCCGACCAGACCGAUGUCGAUCGGCACGGGGUUCUGUACUUCGUCAGGCCGACGGAUGACACGGAGCUGCGGCCGGUGGAGAGCAAUGUGUUGAAGAAACUGGGGUAUGACCAGGUCAAAGACGAGGCGGUGGUGGGCAUCACGGCAGGGCAGUGGGUGAAGGCCAGGGUCAAGACCAACGUCAUGAAAGUGCCUGAGAAGGGAAGGAACGACCACGUCAUCGUUAACGGCGUCAAGGCGACGUACUACGACUGA